CCAGCAAACCUCCCUUGUUUUUGGGUCAUCACAUUCACAGCAGCCAUGUUAGACCUGGAGCUCUCAAUUUCUUUGCUCCCUUGCCUUUUAUCCUUACUUUUCUUCUUCUUCAUCAUCAAUUCCAAGUCUAUUUUCACAAGCUUUUGUUCCUCCAACAAGUCCGCUAAGAGUCCAAGAUCAUACCCACUUAUCGGCUCUUUCCUCUCAUUCUAUGCAAAUCGAACCCGACUCGUUCAAUGGACAUCAGAUAUUGUGACCAGCACAUCCACUUCCACCUUCGUCCUUCACCGCCCUUUGGGCCGCCGCCAAGUCUUAACUGCCAAUCCUUCCAAUGUUCAGCAUAUUCUCAAGACCCAUUUCCAUAUCUACCAAAAAGGCGAAUUCUUUCGAACACACAUCUUCGACCUACUUGGCGAUGGCAUCUUUAAUGUGGACGGCGAGAACUGGAAGUUCCAGAGACAAGUUGCUAGCCAUGAAUUCAACCCCAAAUCUUUACGCAAAUUUGUCGAAACUGUUGUCGACACGGAGCUCUCAGAUCGCCUCAUUCCUAUCUUCUCCGCCGCAGCUGCGAACAAAACUGUGCUUGAUCUUCAGGACAUUCUUCAGAGAUUCGGAUUUGACAACAUAUGCAAGAUUGCUUUCGGACACGAUCCUGCCUAUUUGCUGCCAUCUCUUCCUCAAGAAAAAUUCGCUUUAGCCUUCGAAACUGCUGUUCAAAUCAGCAAUGAAAGGCUCAGAGCCUUUCAUCCCCUGAUUUGGAAAACUAAACGGCUUCUCGACAUUGGAUCUGAGAAACAGCUUCGAAUUUCUGUCAAUGAAGUUCGGGAAUUCGCCAGAGAAAUAGUCAAAGAAAAGAAGCAAGAACUGAGUGAAAAAUCAUCGCUCGAAUCCGUUGAUCUUUUAUCACGAUUCGUUAGUUCUGGACAUUCAGAUGAAAACUUCGUCACCGACAUAGUCAUCAGCUUCAUAUUGGCAGGUCGAGACACCACAUCGGCGGCCUUGACAUGGUUCUUCUGGCUAAUCUCGAGACACCCAGAUGUGGAAAAUGAGAUUCUGAAAGAGAUCAAUGAAAAGUCGGAAGAUGCGAGUUUUGAGGAAGUGAAGGACAUGGUUUACACGCACGCAUCGUUGAGCGAGAGCAUGAGACUAUAUCCGCCAGUCCCCAUUGACUCAAAAGAAGCGAUAGAUGACGACGUGUUGCCGGAUGGGACGGUAAUCAAGAAAGGUACGAGGGUGGCUUACCAUCCAUACGCAAUGGGGAGAUCGGAGAAGUUGUGGGGGAGGGACUGGGCAGAGUUCCGGCCAGAGAGGUGGUUGGAAAAGAGAGACGAGGCGGCCGGAAAGUGGAGCUUCGUGGCAAGGGACCCAUACACUUAUCCGGUGUUCCAAGCUGGACCGAGGAUAUGCCUAGGAAAGGAGAUGGCGUUCUUGCAGAUGAAGAGGGUGGUUUCUGGUGUCUUGCGGCGGUUUCGAGUUGUGCCAGCUUUUGAGGAAGGUGAAGAGCCUAUUUUAAUAGCUCAUCUGGCGUCCAAGAUGAAAGGUGGUUUUUCGGUGAAAAUUGAGGAGAGGGUUGAGAAGGAUUUCUGACGCCGGCGACGUUGCGGCUGUAGCCGUUGCAACAGUGUGAAGACUUCUAUAUAUAUGGAAUAAUUAUUUGGUCUUUCGAGGUAUCACCCUAUAGCAAAAUUAUACAAUAGUCCCAGUACCAAGUUGUGGAGUCA
Camellia sinensis is the source of this 1721-nucleotide messenger RNA. Lineage: Eukaryota; Viridiplantae; Streptophyta; Magnoliopsida; Ericales; Theaceae. The record is from RefSeq and is a predicted model, not a curated record.